CGGAAGUCAACAAAGGCGGGGGGAAUGUAACUACAACGAGCACUUUACCUGAACCUUCCGGUUGUCUGUUACUUUUGAACAGCUUUAAAAUGUCUUUAAUACACGUACAGCUCGUCUCUGGUGAGGAUUAAAGUUAGGACGCACUGAGAACCGAUUUUUAGCUGGUUCUUGUGUUCAAAAAAUCUACAACAUGGAGAACGACGGGUUGUUCUCAAGUGUCAACGUUGUUCUUGUAAUGACUUACGGCAGUCUGGUGUUUGUUUUGCUGUUCAUCUUUAUAAAAAGACAAGUUAUGGGCCUUGCCAUGAGGUCUCGGAGGGGACCGCAUGCUCCCAUUGGCCACAAUGCGCCUAAGGAGCUGAAACAACUAAUUGAAGCCAAGCUGUGCCAGGUCCGGAAAAUCCACUUUGAGCCUCGUCUGUUGUCCCGAGAUGAUGACCGUUUAACGCAGUUACCACAGUCUGGUUCUCAUGACUACUUGUACAGGAUGAAAGCACUAGACGCUGCCCAGGACACUGAUCUUCCUUUCCGUGAACUGGGUGGCGCCCCCACUGCUGUUACUGGAAAAAUAUUUCGGACCUGGCUGCUGCAGCUGCGAAAUUCCCACCGCGGGUGCAGAGAUGAGCAGCGCUCUCUGAUAGACACGGUGCUAGAUGGCUACAACAGAGCACGCCACGGGGCCGAGGCGUUUGGAGAAGCAGAGUUUCUCAAGUACCAGGAAGCUCUAACUGAGCUGGCCUCCAUCGUGAGGUCCAGCGGCGGCGCGUCAAGCCAGCACCACCAGUCUGCAGCCAUAGACCUGAGUGGCACCACCGAGCCCACCAGCCCCUUCUCCUCCUCCUCCGCCUCCUCCCCGACCCAAACCACCUACCUCACGUCUGCAGCACAGCAGCGCAGCAAGAGGGCCAGGCCCUUUCUGGAGCUGAAGAACUUCAAAGACAACUACAACACGCUGGACAGCACGCUCUGAAAUGAUUGCCCGUCUGUCCAAAGGAAAAAGGUCAAAGACAAAAUACUACUGCCUGUAAUCCCAGUGCCUCGCUCAGUGUCACCUGAUAGUAUCAGAUUAUACUAGAAAACACACUGCCUUACACACUGAUAACAUGUACUGCAGAAUACUGCAUAUCAGACUGCUGAUACACUGCUCUUUGCCUAAAUGUAGCACCUUUCUAACCUGUAUUAUUGCAUGUGUAAGUGCUAUAUUAAUAUAAAAGUAACCAACCGAUAGUCGAUAGGGUUGAUUUGACCAAAACUCUAUAAUUGCUAAUGCACCAGCAUAGGACAAUCAGUAUUUAUUGCACAAUGUAAACGCCUAUGCAAAUGUGUUCCACUUAACUGCCUGUAUUAAUAAAACAACAGUAAAUGGUGUUUAUAAAGUAAAAUAGUGAUUGUGCAUUUUUAGGAUGAAAGAACACACAGUUUAAGUCAAAAAUGUUUACGUUUAUGUAUUUAUCCCUGUUCUUUGAGCCAUGAGUUGUUUCUUUGUUUUGUUUUGUUUUGUUUCCUUUAAGCCUUGUUUUACAGAAGCCAUAUUUCUCUUCAGGAACUUGAUUGAUUAAGUGCCUAUUUUUUGAUCAGUUAUCUUCACUGAACAGUGUUUUACUGCAUUCCUGUGUGUGUUGGAUUUGAGGUAUAACCUCAGGGAAAACUGUUUCUUUAGUCUUACAAACUAGCCUGCUGAAAUAUUUGAGAAGCAUCAGUUUGAUUUGGUGUUACACUUAUCUAAUGCUUGAAUACUUUUUAUUUUUUAUUUCCCGUGGUGCUUAUGAUGCAUGUUGCCAUGCAAAAAGGUCAUUCUGUUAAGCUGAUUUGAAAUGUUGCACAAUACGCUCAACAUAAUGCACAGUAAACUCUGAACUGAAAUAUCC
This is a messenger RNA of Fundulus heteroclitus (mummichog), 1868 nucleotides long. It is a transcript of the gene ltap1, whose product is annotated as chromosome 3 C1orf43 homolog. The coding region runs from base 191 to 970 and encodes 259 amino acids. The transcript is spliced from 7 exons. Lineage: Eukaryota; Metazoa; Chordata; Actinopteri; Cyprinodontiformes; Fundulidae. The record is from RefSeq and is a predicted model, not a curated record. Gene Ontology annotation, biological process: phagocytosis.